GUGAACAAGAUGCAGCUGGAUGAAAAGGUAGACAACGACACGGAGAAGAGAAUGUUUAAAGUUAAAUCAACUGAUCCAACCCGACCAGGUCUAGUCUACCUGUGUCAAGCUGAUGACCUGGAGACUAGAGACAGAUGGGUCAACUGUAUACGUAGACAACUUCAAACUCAGCUAGACUUCCUCAAGGCUCUUCAAGCCCCUAUAGCGUACCACAAUAAAAUGUCCAAAGAAUCUGGAGAAUGGGAGUUCAGCAUUAAUCGAUCCUUAAGCACUUCCCGCACUGAAUCCAGACCAAAGUCAAACCCACAUCAGGAAUCCAACUUCCUGUCCAUUGAAGAAGCGUUUGACAAAGCAAUGUCUCUACCCAGCUCUCCAGUACGGAAAGAACCAGCAGAGAAUUUCGACGCAUUAGACCAGCUGAGUCGGUUAGUUGGGAAAACUACGCGGCAAGCUGUUCAAAUAAAGAAAACGACUGUAGCCAAGAAGGAACAGCCACGACAGGUUGAGAACGGACUGGUAGGAUUCCUAUCUCCGGGUUCUUGUGUUCCAGUGCUCCUGGACUACAGACCUAUAAGAGAGGACGAAAUAUCCGUGAACAAGGGGGAACUUGUCACCAUCAUCUCAUCCAACCUAUCCCGGGGUUAUCUGGUCAAUAAACCUCCCUCUGCCUCUUCCUUGGAGGAGAUGAAGGGAUGGUUACCCUCCUAUACGCUGCACCCUGCCAACCAGGAGACUAGGAAGCAGUCCUCCUGGGGGUUCAGGGUCAGGAAACAGAGUUUUACCAGAGACAAACACUGCAGGGACUCGUGUACCAUUGUUCAUGUACUGCAAGGGAGUAAAGGAGUAUUACAAGCCCAAUGCAAGGAUAGAGAGAAACCGGUUUGGAGAUCUCCAACCGGGUCUGUAAUUAGUACAGGAGGAAGGUUUCGGGUUGAGAUAGGUUCCGGUAGUUCUCGCCUGAAUGUUGAAGAUUGUGAUAUCUCUGAUUCUGGAGAGUACAGUUGUGUACUGGAACAUGAAACCUUGAAGAUCUUACUCCAGGUGUCCAGGAUACCUCCUCCUCCAACCCAACCUAGGGUUCAAGAUCUCAAGGGAACUAGUGCUCUUUUAUCUUGGGAUACUGGAGAUAUCUCUCAAAGAGCGUUCAGGUUGGAAUGGUGCGAGGUAUCUGUCGGUCAAUGGAAGGUAGUGAAGGAUAAUUUAACUGAAGGUGUAUGCCUGGUAGAUAAUCUAGUUCAAGGAGAAACAUAUAGUUUUCGUCUCAUCUCAUACUCCUUGGACUGCAGCAGUCCGGACUCUGAACCCUCCCUACCCUGCCCUCCCUUAACAGUUCCUCUAGGGGAGGGACAAACAGGAUCCGCCCUCCUAGCUCUGCAACAGAGAAAGGUUGAUACCGAUCCAGCACUUCAGACCAACUUUGAGCAGCAGUACAUAGAGUUGGAAGAGGUUGGUCGAGGUCGUUUCUCUGUGGUGCGCCGUUGCCAGGAGAUUUUGACUGGACGAGAGGUUGCAGUAAAGUUCCUGAACAGACGCAGACGCACACGAGAGCAGACCCGUCGAGAGCACAAUAUACUAGCGCGCGUCCGGCACACGAAUAUCGUUGCGGUGGCCGGGAUAUUCGCUACUCCAUCAAGUGACGCGAUUGUCAUGGAAUUGGUUUCUGGAUUCCCUCUGCUAGUUUGGUUAUGUGAGUCUCCAAGCUACUCAGAGAGUAGUUUAUGUGGUUUUACAGUACAGUUGCUCUCAGCUCUAUCCUUUCUCCAUACUAGCAGUAUAGUACAUGCAGAUAUUAGACCGGAGAACCUGCUCCUGGAGUCAGAUAAUCGAACCUUGAAACUUCUAGACUUCGGAGAGAGUCGAGUUCUAUCCCGAGGAGGAGAUCAGGAUCUUACAGGAUUCGAACCUGAGAUCUCAGAUCUAGAGUUCCAGGCUCCUGAGCUAGUGUCCGGGGGUCCCCUAGGGACCUACACAGAUAUGUGGGCUUUUGGAGUUCUUUUAUACGUUCUACUCAGUGGAAUGUCUCCGUUUCUUGACGACUCUCAGGAGGAAACAAGAAAUAAUAUUCUCCGAUGUGAUUUCUCCUUCCCUGAUGAUUCGUGUUGCUCCUCCCAAGGACGAGAACUCGUCUCCCGUCUCCUAAUCUCCAAUCCGUCCCAACGUAUCUCUGCUCCGUCCUGUUUAACCUCCUCCUGGCUCCGAUGUUCUCCUGCUACCCUCAUAUCCUCAAGACUUCUCUCCAACUUCAACACAAGGAGGAGAAGGAUUACCAAUCCUGGAAUACAGAAGAUCUCAAGAUAAACCUAGUUUACUCUCAACCCUCCAGUGCUCCUGCGUCUUAUUCCAAAACAAAUGAAAGCCAAAAAUUAUUAAUUUAAUAAAGAUCUCUAGUUAAAUAUACGCAAGAGGUACUAUUUUUCUAUACUUAGAAGUUAGAACAGUCAAUUUUUACUUCAGGUGUUUGAUGAGCUUACACUUUUUAAGUUUGUAUCAUAUUGAAAUCCUUGUUUCCCAAGAUUCUUUUUUAAACUGGUUCCAAGUUUUUAAAAUCAUAACUCUGCACUUCAUUACUUUAUAAUUUCUUUAGGAUAAAUAAACAUUUAAAUCUUCA
This is a messenger RNA of Eurytemora carolleeae, 2608 nucleotides long. RefSeq names its product triple functional domain protein. The record is from RefSeq and is a predicted model, not a curated record. Gene Ontology annotation, cellular component: cytoplasm. Gene Ontology annotation, biological process: axon guidance; protein phosphorylation. Gene Ontology annotation, molecular function: protein binding; protein kinase activity; guanyl-nucleotide exchange factor activity. Lineage: Eukaryota; Metazoa; Arthropoda; Copepoda; Calanoida; Temoridae.